AUGACGCAUCAGCUGGCCGGAACCAUUGCCGUUACCACGCUGCGAUUAGCAAGUGAUACGGAGCUAGCAGUGACCGUGUUCCUGAUGCAUCGGCAAACGAUGGGGUUCCAUGCGAGAGACUACGACAACAAUAUCCAAAGAUGGAGAAUAGUUUCGGUACUUCUUAUGAUUGUCGGAUUUCUCGCUGCCCUCGGGGUGUCAAUGGUGUCAAAUUUCCAGGAAGGGCCGCAAUUAGUGACACAUGACGUUGGUGCAUUCACUUUCUUCAUUGGUAUUGUGAUCUAUUUUUGGGGUCAAAUCAUCAUGUCCUAUGGGUUCAGGCCGAGAAUGGUGUCGGUGCAUUUGAUAAAUUUCCGCGUCGUACUCAAUUUACUGAUCACCGCCAUACUUAUCUUCCGUAUGUUUUGUUUACCUAUUAAA
This is a messenger RNA of Cooperia oncophora, 420 nucleotides long. The record is from the annotation of a GenBank genome assembly. Lineage: Eukaryota; Metazoa; Nematoda; Chromadorea; Rhabditida; Trichostrongylidae.